This is a messenger RNA of Parastagonospora nodorum SN15, 93 nucleotides long. RefSeq lists its product as hypothetical. Lineage: Eukaryota; Fungi; Ascomycota; Dothideomycetes; Pleosporales; Phaeosphaeriaceae. The record is from RefSeq and is a predicted model, not a curated record. The coding region runs from base 1 to 93 and encodes 30 amino acids. The transcript is spliced from 2 exons.
AUGGACAACAUCAUUCUUCCAUAUCAGCUGCAAAUGCAAAAGAAACCGCAAGACAGCUGCAAUGAUGGAAACUACGAGUACAUGAGGCUCUGA